This is a messenger RNA of Myotis daubentonii (Daubenton's bat), 4656 nucleotides long. It is a transcript of the gene PLEKHD1, whose product is annotated as pleckstrin homology and coiled-coil domain containing D1. The record is from RefSeq and is a predicted model, not a curated record. NCBI's taxonomy places the organism in Eukaryota, Metazoa, Chordata, Mammalia, Chiroptera, Vespertilionidae.
AGACGGUCACCUGAAGCCGCGGAGAGGAGCGGAAGUGGGUGCCGCGCCGGGCCCCAGGGAGCACCGGUCUGGUGCGCAGCUAAAUCACGGACACCCACUGCGCUGGCACUUCGGGCUUGGCCCUAGUGCCAGACGCCGCCGACGCCUAGCUCGGGGGAAAGAAACCUGACCCUGGCGAGGCCGCGGCGGUGCAAAGUGAAACCCACCUGAAGGGGCGGGGAGGGCAGGGAGCGGCCGCCGGCCGGGACGGAGCCUGCUCUUGAGCGGGCGCGUGGACAGUUGCCUUAGUCUCACUUGGCCACCGCUCUGCCCGAGGAGGUGCAGGCACCUACGCUUUCCAGUGAGAAAACCCAGGCUCAUCGCCGCUUCACGGAGCUACUUAAGGACUGAGCUGGGACUGAGCCCGGCUGUCUGACCCCAAUCCUUGCUGCUUACUCUCCCCCACCCAGCGGCGAGGAGGGGACCUGUGACUCCACGCCCAUCACAAAGCAGACGUGUCCCCAGUUCCGAGGGAGGCGGUGCACGCGAGAAGGACCCCGGGGGGGAGAUCCGCGCGCGAGGUGGGGGUGGGGAAGCGCAGUGCCCGCUUCCCGGCCGAGCGACCCGCCGGGAUCUUCCGGACGCACGGAGCCCGGCCUUCUCGCCGGCGCCCGCACUGAUUGGCGCUCGCGGCCGGCCUCCGCUCGCUCACCUGCCCCGCCCAGCCAAUCGGGGCCACCGGAAUCGGGGCUGUCCUCGGGGGGUGUGUGUGCGGGGAGGGGGCUGAUGCUGCCUGCGGGAGGCUGAGCGCUCUUCCCGCCGAGCUCCCGUCGGGCCCGCCCCAACCGGAGCGCAAGUCGCCGGCUGCGCGCCCCGCACCCUGGGCCCCCUCGGCGCUGCGCUCCCGGCCCGCGCGCUUUCAUGCGGCAGCUCCGACCCGGCGACUCCCCGUGUCCGCUGCCUGGGACGCGCCCCGACGGCGCCCGGAGCGGCCUGCCGACGCCGCCUCCCCCAGCCGCCCGCCGCGCGCGCGCCCGCCCUGGUCUGGAGCGCAGCGUCCCUGCCGGCCCGGGGAGUGGGUGGGCCGGGCCGGGCCCGGGGCAGCCCCGCUGAGGCAGGAUGUUCACUUCCAAGUCCAACUCGGUGUCGCCCUCGCCGUCCCUGGAGCAGGCUGACUCGGACGCGCUGGACAUCAGCACCAAAGUGCAGCUGUACGGCGUGCUGUGGAAGCGGCCCUUCGGGCGGCCGUCCGCCAAGUGGUCCCGGCGGUUUUUCAUCAUCAAAGAGAGCUUUCUUCUUUACUACUCUGAAAGUGAAAAAAAGAGCUUUGAAACCAAUAAACACUUCAAUAUACAUCCUAAGGGCGUCAUCCCUCUGGGGGGCUGCCUGGUGGAGGCCAAGGAAGAGCCCAGCAUGCCCUAUGCCAUGAAAAUCUCCCACCAGGACUUCCAUGUGCACCGUGGCCCCUCUUCCUGGCAGGGGAACAUCUUGCUGGCAGCGGAGUCUGAGUUUGAACAGGCGCAGUGGCUGGAGAUGCUGCAGGAGUCGGGGAAGGUGACUUGGAAGAACGCCCAGCUGGGAGAGGCCAUGAUCAAGAGCCUGGAGGCACAGGGGCUGCAGUUGGCCAAGGAGAAGCAGGAGUAUUUAGACAAACUGAUGGAAGAGACGGAGGAACUCUGCCUGCAGAGGGAGCAGAGAGAGGAGCUUGAGCGCCUUAACCAGGUGCUGGAGGCUGAGAAGCAGCAGUUUGAGGAGGUGGUGCAGGAGCUGAGAAUGGAGCAGGAGCAGAUCAAGAGGGAGCUAGAACUGACUGCAAGAUGCCUCAAGGGUGUGGAGCAAGAGAAAAAGGAGCUGAGGCACUUCACAGAGUCCUUGCAGCAGACACUGGAGGAGCUCUCCAUAGAGAAGAAGAAAACCCUGGAAAUGCUGGAGGAGAAUGAGAACCAACUGGAGACACUGGCCAAUCAGAGCGAGCAGCCCUCUCCCAGUGGGGGUCUCCAUAGCAACCUGAGGCAGAUCGAGGGGAAGAUGCAGCAGCUCUGGGAAGAGAAGCUCCUGGCAGAGAAGCGGAUGAAGGAGAACGAGGAGCGCUCACGGGCCCUGGAGGAGGAGCGUGAGUUCUACUCCAGCCAGUCCCAGGCGCUGCAGAACUCGCUGCAGGAGCUGACAGCACAGAAGCAGCAGGCCGAGCAGGAGCUCAAGGCCGAGGUGAAGGUCCGUAUGGACCUGGAGAGACGUCUGCGGGAGGCCGAGGCGGCCUUGAGGAGCCUGGAACAAGGACUCAACUCCAGGGUGCGGAACAAGGAGAAGGAGGAGAGGAUGCGGGCCGACGUGAGCCAUCUGAAAAGGUUCUUCGAGGAGUGCAUCCGGAACGCCGAGCUGGAGGCCAAGAUGCCGGUCAUCAUGAAGAACUCCGUGUACAUCCACAAGGCGGCCACGCGCCGCAUCAAGAGCUGCCGUUUCCACCGGCGCCGGUCCAGCACCUCCUGGAAUGACAUGAAGCCGUCCCAGUCCUUCAUGACCUCCCAGCUGGAAGCCAACAACAUAGAGGAGCUGAAGGAGGUGGCCAAGCGGCUGAGCCGAGACCAGCGCUUCCGGGAAUCCAUCUACCACAUCAUGGUGACGCAGCCGGGACCAUCCUCAGCGCUCCCUCUUCCUCGGGGUGGAAAGUGAUGGCUGUCCUCCCCUCCUCCCGGGUCUUUCCUGGGUGGGGCUGGGAAGACGUGCAGGGGGAGGCUGACUACCUGGCUUCUCUCAGCUCUCCUCCGGGCCUGCACCUCACCCUCAGAGGACAGGGAUGCCACCUCCCUUACCACCCCUACCCCAGACCCUGCCCUUGGGUCUAUGCCAGGCCCGUGCAGGCCCCAGCUGGGUGAUGCCCGGUUGUCAGGAUGAGGCCAGGAAGAGGCCUGGUUGCAUGUGGAGGCUGUUUUCUCGGUUGGGGAGUGAGGUGGGCAGGCCCACAGCUCUCUGUCGUGCCCACUCUACCUCUCUGCGACGCUCCACCUGCCGGUCCUGGUGUGUGAAGGCCUCCCCUCCCACCUUGACCCUUGCUUCCCGGGGGGCUUCCUAACUCUCCUUGCUUCAGCGACCCACAGACAUCCCUCAGUCCGCGUUGACCACAUUGUGAGGCAGGAAGAAAGACCUAGUGCAGCAGCUCUGGGUGCAUGGCACACUCCACCCCACAGUAUCACCUUUCCUGAGGUUGGGCCCUGGCUGUGGGAUCAACCCCUCACUCCCCUCCUCAGGCGAGCUCACCCAUCUACAGCCUCAGACCCAUGAGGGUGAUGCACCCCUCACCUCCCCCCCGCAUCCCGCCUGCUUAGAUACGUAGGGCUCUGGGCCCUGGCUGGGAGCUGGGGCAGCAGGGACACUGAGAGCUCUCCCAGAGGAUGCAGGGCAAGUCAGGGAGUGGAUGAAGGCGGCCCUGGCUCCUUCACUAUCUUCUCUUGAUUGAACAGGGAGGCAGCUCCCUCUGGCUACGGCGGCCCUGCUGGUCCGUGGGGUCACAGACCACUCCCUCCAGCUGACCCUGCUUUGGUGGCCUUACUCCACCUCUCCCUGCAGAGGCUUUACCCGGUGAAGCAGUGUGACCAUGAACCCUGAAAGACGGGGGCCUGGGCCUGUGAAAUGGCCAGUAGCCAUUGGCUGACCCCAAGUCAUCAGGGGUGAAGCCGAAACAUCCAUCGCAGCUUCUGUGGAAAACCACCACCCUCCAUGAGGCUGAGGCUGUGUGUGUCCCUCACCCAUGGACAGCCUACCCAGCUCUUCUCCCUCUAGGCCACCCUCCAAAGCUUCCCGAGUCUGUUGGUCUCCCCAGAAAGGGGUGUCUGUGGGAUCGGGGUGCUCAGGGACACUGGUGGUAUGAAAGGUGCUGAUUCUCUGCUGCUUGGAAAACCGAGUGAGGAGCCCAGUCUGAGAGAUAGACAGAUGGCUGCAGGGGAAGUCCCGUGAGGCGCAGGUCCCUGGGGAAGAGGAGUGUUGCUGGCUCGUGUCCACUGCUCUGUGCUCAGACCUGCCUGGCGAAACUAAGCUCGGUGGUCCCGCCUCAGGGGCGGGUGGACUCUGAUGGCCUCAGCCAGUCUCUUCGGAGUUUAGGGGGGAGGCUUCAGAAUCAAUGCAUCUAAAUAAAUCGGAGUCUAAAUGUAAAAUCUUUAAACAUGUAGAAAGCUGCAUAAACCUGCAAAUAACUUAUCUAUUAUGUAUGUAGGAUGGACUUUGGAAUGAGGGGGAAGGUUGAUAAAAGCAAGAUUACUGUUUAAUUUUUUGUUUCUUUGUUUUUAAAGAAUUAGAUUAAUAAUGAUUUGCUCUUGGAGAAAGAUCUUUUGGAAACUUUCAAAUGAUUUCCCUCUGUCCCUCCAGGCAAAUUAUUAACCAGAAAGGAAAAUGUUUUUCUAUGCACAUUCAGCAAUCCCUAGUUUCUUUCCUUCUGUUUCAUCCUGUACUUAACCAUGCCUCAGGCAAAUCUUGGUUCUCUUCAACCAACUGGUCAAUUCAUAAGUAUUUAUUUGUUAAAAAGUCACUAUGUACCUAGCACUGUAAAUAGAAAAAGAGCAAAAUACUAUAUGAAAAUAUGCAAAGGUGGAAAUUGCUUACUGGAAAUAUAUUGAUUUGAUUUUUUUUUUUUUUUUAAACAAAACCCCUUAUUCCUUGGCCCAUUAAAUGUUUCCUGCAGUA